AUGACGCGCCUGCCUGUCCUGCGAAGCGACAUGAGUCUCAAGGGAUCCCUCAGCAGCAGCCCCGGCUCAUCAAAUGGCAGCGUGGGCAGAGCGGACGGAGCCUCCAAGCUGAGCGCAAAGGACCUGUACGAACAAAGGAAAAAAUACUCCAACUCCAACAUCAUUAUGCACGAGACUUCACAGUACCACGUACAGCACUUGGCCACCUUCAUCAUGGACAAGAGCGAGUCCAUCGUGACGGUGGAUGAUGCUAUCCGAAAACUCAUCUUGCUCAACUCAAAAGAGAAGAUCUGGACGCAGGAGAUGCUGCUGCAAGUGAAUGACAAGUCCAUUCGCCUGCUGGACUGCGAGUCACAGGAGGAGCUGGAGGACUUCCCUCUGCCAACAGUCCAGCACUGCCAAACAGUGCUGAACCAGAUGCGCUAUUCCUCCAUCCUCCUCCUGGUGUGCCAGGAUUCGGAGCAGCACAAACCUGACAUCCACUUCUUCAACUGCGACGAGGUGGAGGCGGAGAUGGUUCACGAGGACAUAGAAAGUGCCCUGGCAGACCACAAGCACGGGAAGAAGAUACGACCACAGACACUCAAAGCAAACCAAGAAAAGAUCAAGCAGAGACAAUCCAUCCUCCCACCGCCGCAGGGGCCAGCACCCAUCCCAAUCCAGCACGACACGCGAGGCUCAGGGAUGAACAGGAACCGGGUGGCACCACCUUCCCAGCACAACCCAGACUAUGAACGACGAGGUUCCAGCUCUCAUGACCACGAAGAGUCCCGAGCCCUCUUAGCACAGAAGAUUGAAAAAGAAACGCAAAUCCUGAACUGCACUCUGGAUGACAUCGAAGUGUUCGUCGCCAGGCUUCAGAAGGCUGCAGAGGCCUUCAGACAGCUCAACCAAAGGAAGAAAGGGAAGAAGAACAAGAAGAAAGGGCCAGCAGAGGGCAUGCUGACUCUUCGAGCAAGACCCCCAAGCGAGGCUGAGUUCAUCGACUGCUUCCAGAAAACCAAACUGGCUUUUAACCUCUUGGCCAAACUGAGAAAGCACAUCCAGAACCCCAGCGCUUCAGAGUUGGUGCAUUUCCUGUUUGGGCCCCUGGAACUGAUCGUCAAUAGCUGUGGUAGCACUGAGCUUGCCAGGUCUGUUGUCAGCCCACUGCUUUCUAAAGACGCCACAGAUUUCCUCAGAGGACACCUCACACCGAAAGAGAUCAACCUCUGGGACUCCCUGGGAGAGACGUGGACCAGAUCCAGAGCUGAAUGGCCCCGAGAAGCAAACAUCCCCACCUACAUCCCCAAAUUCCGCAACGGCUGGGAACCGCCCGUGGAAAUCUUCCGCGGAGCUCCCUGGGAAAUAGACAUCGGACACUUGCAAGAAGAGCUAUCAUCAGCUAAUGGAUAUCCCUACCGGAACUCCUCGCUCAAGCGCGGCCAGACCCCUGAUCAGACACAGGCUGUGGAUGCCUUUAAACAGAACGUAACUCAGCACGUCAAUAGGAAUUUUGAGGCACAGGGAAUGGCUCCGCCGAAGAGAUAUGCCAAAAUCCGCUACGACUUCACCGCGCGAAAUGCCAACGAACUCUCAGUGCUUAAGGAUGAAAUCCUGGAGGUGUUGGAAGAUAAUAAGCAGUGGUGGAAGAAACUGGAGGAGCUGGAACAGGUCUGUAGUCAGUCUAACCAGAGGUACAAAGGAGACCCAGGCCCCAGGGGAUACGGACCAUCCAGCCCAACUCACAAGCUACCGGCCAGCUACGCCGGGGAUAAGUGGGGCAAACUUAUUCAUCAAAUGGAUGAGCUGAAUGAUGAGUUGCUAAAGAAGAUCACAAACAAUAAAAUUCAGCCUCCCCAGAGGAAUUUCAAAGUGGAAAAGCCUCAGCAAGUUUUUGUGCCCCUCACCUUCGAAUCCAGCACUGAGGAAGUCAAAGCUUGGCUGGAGGCGAAGUCAUUCAGCAAAGAGACAGUGGAGCACCUUGGCAUCCUUACUGGAGCUCAGCUCUUCUCCCUCAACAGAGAGGAGCUGAAGAAAGUGUGUGGUGAUGAGGGAAACAGAGUAUACAGUAAAAUCACAGUGGAGAAAAACCAACUGGAGAAAAGCAGAGGGGAGUCAGAGCUCCAAGAAAUCAUGAAGCGUCGCCAGGAAAGGAUCGAUUCCGCUAAUUAAAAUCUAUCACCUGCUUUAUUUCAGCUAUUAGUCGUAGUAGUGCAGAGAAAGGGAAUGAAAGCAAUGAUCCCCAGUCCAGACAAGAGACAGCAGGGCUCCACUUGGCAGUGUAAUUGCCAUCAAAGGGACAACUUCUGGAACACUGUUGAUAAGGGUAGACAAUAAGACCGUGUCCCAUUGGGAAAGGUGUUUUAAUAUUGCAUGAAGUAUUUUUUUUUUUAUAACUAUAUAUUUUAUACUGAAAUUUUAUGUGCAUGCGGUCA
This is a messenger RNA of Leptosomus discolor (cuckoo roller), 2417 nucleotides long. The record is from RefSeq and is a predicted model, not a curated record. NCBI's taxonomy places the organism in Eukaryota, Metazoa, Chordata, Aves, Leptosomiformes, Leptosomidae.